CGUCCUUGAAUGGUGAAUGACCUAAUCUGAGCAGAUUUGUGUCAAGAGGGUUUUUCCUAGCUAAAUUUACCCCCUAUCAACUGGUGUCAGAUUACAGGGGCCGAGUGGAAGACAUUUUCAAAAAAGAGGAUCGACGGAGAGAGAAUUACGCUGUUCUAUAAGUGGCAGUGAUCCCAGAAGCCAAGUCUCCCAUGAUGUUUUGAGGAAAAGGAAACACAUCCACCUAUUCCAGUGAUGAACUAGGUUUCACAACUUCUUGUAAAGACACAGGUUGUUCAAGUCAGCAACAGAAAUAGCCCAGUGCCAUAGAAAGACACCGAGAGAAAUAACAGCCACCUUCAACCUUACUGAAACGAAUGAAAUGACACAAGAUGGGGCAUGCCACCUACCACAAUGGGGACUGGAAGAGUGAGGGAUUAGACUGGGUUUUGAAUAGCUGAUAGAAAGAGAGAGAAACCACUACAUAAUAAUGAGUGUCCCACAGAAAAAACACAUAUGGGAGAUGGCUACAGUACAGGAACUGGUGCAGCUUAUACACAGUGACAUGGAAAAGCUCCUGAUCAUUGAUAGCCGCUCGUUCCUGGAGUACAAUACUUGUAACAUAAUCAAUGCAGUGAAUGUCUGCUGCUCCAAGUUGGUGAAGAGAAGACUACAGCAAGAUAAGGUCACUGUGCGAGAGCUGCUGUCACAAGCAUGUGAGUUCGACUUGGACCAAGACUACCAGAUUAUAGUGUACGACCAGUGCACGGAGAACCCAGAGACCCUCACCGAGGACUGCUUUCUGGUGGUGCUGCUCAAGAAAUUGUCCGCUGCAUUUAACAGCGUAAAAAUGUUGAAAGGCGGCUUUCUGGAAUUCCAGGCCACGUUCCCUGCACUAUGUGAGAGCAAAUCGGUGGACCACAAGGGAAUUCAUGCCUCACUGACCUCCAUGUCGCAGCCCUGCUUACCGGUCAGCAACGUAGGACCGACCAGAAUCCUGCCCUUCCUCUACCUUGGCUCCCAGAAUGACGCACUAAGCCAGGAAACAAUGCAGAAAAAUGGGAUAAACUAUGUCCUGAACGUUAGCUUGAACUGUCCAAAACCACCCUUCAUCCAAGAGGGACAUUUCAUACGCAUUCCAGUCAAUGAUAACUACAGUGCUAAGCUGUUACCACAUUUUCAUAAAGCAUUCCAAUAUCUAGAUAAGGUGCGUGAGGCCAAUGGCUGUGUUCUGGUCCACUGUCUGGCUGGCAUAUCGCGUUCACCUACUCUAGCAAUAGCCUACAUUAUGCAGCACUAUUCUAUGACAUCAGAAGAAGCUUACAGGUAUGUGAAGGACAAGAGACCAACCAUCUCACCAAAUUUCAAUUUUCUCGGUCAGCUGUUGGAAUAUGAGAAGCAGAUGAAAAGAUACUGUUCCCCUCUGGUGACACCAUUACCCUUUCCACCCACUGCCACGCCUACCCCUACAAACCAGGAUAGUCCGCUCAGCUGGCCAAACCCUAAGACAUCCCCCUUCAGCACCAUACAAGAGUCUAGUUCUUUGAAUGCCCAAUCUCCAACAACUGCUUUGGCAAAACUGAACUUUGAUCAGCCGCUUACUCCAGAGGCUGCUCCUUCUAAAUCAUCGGAGACCUCUGUAUCGCCAUUUUUUCCUCCAACAAGGACUCAGUUGCCAAGUCCAAAGAUACCCGCUUUCAAAAGUGCAACUCUACCUGCAUCGAUCGGAUGUAGUCUCAGGGAGCGUCUCAGCUUAACGCGGGUACAGAAGAGGUCCUCAUCGCCUGCCUCAACGUCAUUUGGUUCUAAAACUGCAGAUGAUCUGUCGAUUGGACAUGUCCCUAGCUCAGACAUGAUAUCCUCUUUUCCCACAACAUCUUUAGAUCAACUGAACUUUACUCCCUGUUUUGCUCUGGAUGAAAGCAAGUCCAAGACCUCAGGAAUCAAGAGACCUCAUAGCACAAAUACUGGGAUCUCACAAUUACAGACCGUAGAAUCAAAGUCUGAAUCAGGAAGUGUAACAGGUAAAAGAUCCUGGGGUGUGGGAAUGACAGAAAGUACUACACCAAAGGAGUCAGUGUCACAUGCUUCAGGGACAGACAGAACGACAAUAGCAGCUAAUCCAUCCAGAUCAAAUUCAAAUAAUACAAGUCCAGGCCUCAAAACUACAGGCACCAAGCGACCUCUAGAUUUUGGGAAACCUCUGGAAAGCACACAUGUCAGUGGCACCAAGAGUCCCACUGCUCCUUCUCCUAUGUCCCCUUCUUUAAUAAACACAGGGGACUCCCAGGUGAAACUGAGAUCACCUGAGAAUCGUGCAAAGAGACAGCUAGUCAGGCCUAACAGCAUUGCUUUCUCCACAUACCCUAGUUUUGAUUUAGGCUGUAAUGGAAGCGAUUCCUCAACUUCAAACAGCCCCGAUACGAAGGCACCAAAAAGUAGUAAUAUGGACAUGGAAACAUGCAAAAAGAAACUAUUAUUAGAAAGCAAGAAAUACACCAAUGGUGCCAGUACAAUGCAGACUUUUGCAUCUAAUGUGGCCCUGGAGACAGUGUUGGGAAAAAGCAGGCUCUUUGAGCACUGCCGCAAGUCGCGCAGCUUGGAUGACAUUCUCAGCUCGCCAGAGGAUGAGAGGAAGCACGCAUCAUGCGGUUGUAUAAAGAAAAAAAUGAGCAAAAGCUCUCUUCUUAAAAGUGCAAUGGUUGCUGAUCUAUUUCCCCAGACAAUGGGACUCGAGCAUGUGCAAUGCAGGUGCAGGGGGGCAUCAGACCCCCACCACCAAUCAAAUAGUAGCAUCUCCUCCAGCAGCAGUCAUAACUCGCUGCAUGGUAGUGUAGAAAUAAUACAGGUUUCUUAACAUGUCACUUUCUUUUACUAUUUGUGUUACAUCUCAGGAAUGUAUAUGCUUUUAUGCCACAACCACAGGCAUUCAAAAAAGAGUAAAAAAAUGUGUAAAUGGGUCAAAAUUUUACCUUUGUUGCUGUUCACAUUUGCUAUUUAGGACUAUCAAAUCAGCACUGCAGGAAGAAAGUGACAAUCAUGUCUACAAGAAAGAAGACUGAAUUAGAUCCCUUGACUUUUUCAAGCUUAGUGCUGUGGCAUAUUAGCAUAUUACUGAUACACCUCAUCAGCUGUAAUUAUUGUGAAAUUGAUACCACUCCCCCACAUUGUACAUAACAUCACUCUUUAUCAAUUAUUUACAUAUAUCUUUAUAAAUUAUUGAACAGUAAGUGUGCAGCUUAAAUAAGAGUGACUGCCUUCAUGAAUGAAAUUCAUUUCAAUUCUUGAAUGUUUACAGGUAUGUUUGUGUGGCAUUAAAUCCACAUUAUUUCAUUUCCUUCUACUUUUCCAAUUAUUGAAUGCAGUAGGCACUUGUACAUUUAUACAUUGGUUUGUAAAGAUUCCAGAUUAGUUGUUUCAGUGAAAUGAUAAGCAUUGGUGCUCUCUGAGCAUAUAAGUUUAAGGAUGGUGGAAUUGGAAGGGACCAUAUACAUUUAUACAUACAAGUAUCAGUUGCAUUGCUCCCAAGACCAAGAGGUUUGGCUUGAACAAUGCACUUAAUUUGUGUAUGGGUAUUUCAAUAUAUCCAAGCAUGAAGUAAAUGUGGGAGCAGAAUAGAGACAGGAGACAGAAAUGAAUGGAUCUUGUAAAUACACCACCAUGGCACUGUUGGUUAGAACAGAUGCACAAGAUACUACUAGGGAUUAGAAAUUUUAUUUCCCAUUCAUAUUUUCCCUUAUUUUGAAAAGUUGCAAUACAUAUUGGUGUGUUUUGAUUGAAAGUAAGGAGACACCAUGCAAUGUACUCUCCUCAGAAAUGUUCCAAUUUCGAGAAGAAUUGCACAACAAGCAGGGAAUGAAUAUAUUUGUGGCACAGAAUUGAUUUAUCAUGUUCUUCGCUUCUGGAGAAAAAAAAUUUCCAGUAGGAAGUCAAUGAUAACAUUCUAUUGUUUGCUAAAGAAGAUUCAACUGGAAUCUUUUUGUCAUAUAUUACUUUCAAAGGUUAUUUUAUUAUGAGAUAUAUAUAUAUAUAUAUAUGUAUACAUAUACUGAAGAACAGUUUUUUUCAGUAAAUAUUGUAUGGUUGAAUGGGUGAUUCAAGUGAGAUCUUGAAAGAUUUCUAAAGCCAAGUUGUCAAGGGCAGUAAUUAUUUAACUAGAUAUGCAUAUAACACUGGUAUACCUCAGUCUAGGUGAUAACAUGUACAAAGAAUUCCACGUUUAACUCCUCAGAUUUGUUGUGUUGGUGAAUAUUCCUUCAAAGAUUAAAAAUUUAAUUGUUGUAUAUUUUCUUGUGAAUAAUCCCACUUUGAACCCGAAAAAAAAACUGUAUUCCAAGUGUUGUUUUCCACCCUCUGUGUGUGUUGUGGAGAUACAGCUGCAUGGCUGGGCUGCACUAGACAAUUGUGAUGAUUAGCUGUUACCGCCUUUUAAGCAAUAAUUACAAUAUAUGUGAUACAGAACCUGAGGGUAAUAGAAAGUUAAUGAUUGAAAUACUGUCACAGGCAUAGAAUACACUCAGGUAUAAGGAUGCGUAGGAGCUUCUUAGAAAAACACAAGAGUGGCAGUUUGCUAUAGUCAGAUGUAGUUUGUGUGGCUUCAAUUUCAUGCAUGGUAUUCAGAAUUAAUUUUUUUCAUAUGUUUUGAUUGCAAUUUCAGAGAACACUUGGCUUAGUCAUCAUUAUGUUACUUUUCUUUUUAAAGUGCUUUUCUUUAUAUUUAUUGUUAGCUAGAUAUUGUAACAAUAGUACCGUAAUUUCAUUUUUAAUCCCAACCAAUAGUAAUGUAGAUGGUUCAUAUCUGACUUGGAUUUUUCUUAAGAAUUUUUUUCUGGGAAGGUUAAUGUUAAAAAGAAACAAACAUUUUAGUAUGUUUAGUGUGAGAAGACCAGUGUAUUUCCAUUUAGUUAGUGUAGUUGGCCAUUACAAGCUGCAUGCAGGUGUGUGUAAAUCUCUUCAGUUGCAACUUGAACAUAGAGACUAAAUUCUGUAUCAUUGCAAACACAAUUUUUCUCAUACAACAAUUGAAUUGUAGUAUCAAUUUUCUGUUCAACUGGAUGUGAUAUGUGUGGAUGAAUAGUUGAUAUCUUGUGGUUUAUUCAAUUUUCCAUUUCUCUUUUGUCAGUGGUGUAAAUUUUUGUGAUAUAUUGUGCCGAAUAAAUUGUUAAAAUGAU
Molecule: messenger RNA, 5150 nt
Organism: Lingula anatina
Lineage: Eukaryota; Metazoa; Brachiopoda; Lingulata; Lingulida; Lingulidae
Biological process (GO): negative regulation of MAPK cascade; peptidyl-tyrosine dephosphorylation
Cellular component (GO): cytoplasm
Molecular function (GO): MAP kinase tyrosine/serine/threonine phosphatase activity; MAP kinase tyrosine phosphatase activity; protein tyrosine/threonine phosphatase activity
Source: RefSeq, a predicted model, not a curated record